Trypanosoma theileri is the source of this 2379-nucleotide messenger RNA. RefSeq lists its product as uncharacterized. The coding region runs from base 1 to 2379 and encodes 792 amino acids. The record is from RefSeq and is a predicted model, not a curated record. The transcript has a single exon. Lineage: Eukaryota; Euglenozoa; Kinetoplastea; Trypanosomatida; Trypanosomatidae.
AUGAGUAACUCAACACGUGCAAUUUUUACGAAAAUCUGCACUCGGGCAGUAACACUGACUAAUGUACCACCUUGUAUUGAUAAUGUUCGAUAUGUAAGCUCCAUAAGUUCUUCAUUGGUUUCACUUGCUUCUUAUAAUGUAGACACACAAUUAUUGCAGUACGCGAAUACGUGUGUCCAACGACUAACUUCAUUAAUUUCACAUCUUCCAAUAACACAAACAUUGUCAGAUGAUGUAACUGUAAGUAUUCUUCGUAUCGUUAAGAGUGGUUCUCGUGGGUGUAUUUCUUCUAUUUGUAUGAGGAAUUUAUUAAUGGAAUUGGAUGAACGCACCAUAGAUGCCCAAUUUGCACUUUGGAAACCUUCAAUGGUUCUUGUAUCACUUCAUGCUCUUGCCAAAGCUGCACCAACAGAGCCACUAGAAAUAAUAGAUACACUUCUCUAUUGUGCUAAGGAACAUUUACUACAACUAGAUGAACCAAAAACAGCUCGAUUACUUUGGUCUAUUGCUACACUUCGAAUGGAAAUGAAACAUACAUCCUUAUGGAAGGCUACAUGUCGUCGUCUUAUUUAUUUUUCAAGUAAUUUAACAGCGUCUAGUAGAUCAUUAGUGGUGGAGGCUCUUAUUAUUGUACCAGAAUGUGUGUGUGAUGCUCAACAGGAGUUAUUAUCUGUUCUUCAGGAAACUCGUCUUGCCGGUAGAGAUGGGGAUAACUUCUUGGGAAGUGAGGAAGAAUUACUCUUGGGGAAGGAUUAUAAAAGCUUAAAGGAUCGUUUAUUAUCAGAUGCGCAUUUAUUACCAGCAGAGUCUAUUAUUCGAAUGCUUUCUAGAACACAUAGCGCUUCUUCUGUUGAUACAGAUGAGGUGGAUUUUCUCUUACAGCACAUUCUUCGACGUCAGCAACUUGGGGAGGAUCUUUGUCAUGAGUUAAUAAAGUUUGUAGUAACGCUUGAACCCAGUGAAGUCACCCGUUCUAUUAGACGUCAUAUCUUAAAUUGUAUUCGUGCUAAUUGUUUAGAUAGAUUAUGUGCAAAGGAUGCACUUCUUAGCUCUUUGGGUACAGUCUGUAUAGCAACUGUACUGGAGAAAGAGGAUUCUACUACACAUGAAGUAAGCCGUGAAACUCAAUUAUUGUUGGAGGAACUUAUUUCAAAGUGUCAUGAAAUUCGUGAUCUGGUUUGGGAACGAUAUAAUGGUAAACUUGCAGGAUUACUCUCAGUCGCAUUGGAUAUCUUAGAUUCAUGUAAUGAGAAUAUAAGAGAUACUGUACUCUUUGCAGAGAUUACUCGACUUUUGGAAGAAUUUACCGCAUCAUGGGAACGAGGUAAUCCUGGAUCUGUUGUAGUGACUGAAUGCACAGGAUGUCUCUGUAGCGUUUGUGAUUUACUUCGUAUUUCUCCUCUGCUGCGUUUAUCAUUAACAUCAUCAUCAUUAUCAUCAUCAUCAUCGCCGUCGUCACUGAAUACUACAACUACAUCUACAAAUACUAUCAAGAUGAUGACGGCAGUUGGUGAAGGUGGGAUAUACACAAGGACAUGCGGUUUACUGCAAUCUUGCACUCUCUCACUUGAACGUUGCACAUCGUCUCUUUCACCAGCAGUUGUCUUUGAUUUAUGGCGAAGAACUCCCCGUCUUGUAGCCGAUGGAGGUUUUGGUAAUGUAUUGUUACCACUUACGGAGUUGUUGUUAAAUUACGCAGAGCAGAAUCCGGCGCAAUUCUCACUGCGGGAGAUGACAAAGUUUAUGAGAAGUGACUCUCACGAGUUCCCAGUGGAGGCGUUUGAGAUUUUUGUUCGUUGUUUGAUGAAUGAAUCCGAUAGUGUGACGUCGUUGCACCUCGAAGUAUUGUUAACAGCACUCGAAACUGUUGCUGCGCAGAGAGGAAUAAAGGAAGAAACCAGUGCUGCUACUCCUGCUCCUACUACUGUUGGUAGUGUUAGUACUACUGGAGGAGGAGGAGGAAACAAGUUGUUUCUAGAGCGAUUGUUGUUGUUGUUGUUUAUUCGACCGUUAGGGCAUAAAAAAGCUCUUGUCUAUGUUGCUGCAUUCUCAACUCCCCAGUUAGUACGUCUUUAUCAGUGUUGCAAUAUCGUUUCUGAUGUAAUAGUGUCUAUGCAGGCUACUCUUCUUGAGCUUAUUGUGAAUUCAUGUGUGCGGUGCACGACGAUGGCGGAGUUGAAUACGGCGGCAUCACUUCUACCGCAACUCUCGCCUGGUGGAUUGAAGAAUGCACUCGCCUGCGCACUCGCACAGAGGGCAAAAACCAUGAAUGUAGCAUCUACUCCAGAUUUACACAAAGCCUUGCUGGUGGUUUAUUUUAACAAGGCAGCUAUUCCCUUGGAUGAGGAACUACUGAAGGCGCUAAGACGACGGGUGUAA